GAUUUCACGGGAAACAAGAAAUUAAAAGUAAUUGUUAGCUAUUUGUGAGUGCGAGGGCGAAAAUCUACACAACAACUUUUGACUAAAUAAAGCUGAAAGCUAUUAAUUUGCAAUUCCUCUCUGUUAAAGUCACUUUUCAGCAGUUUGUGUUAUUCAAAGUUCUGACUGAAAAGUAAUGGGAACUGAAAUUAAAAGUCAGGAAAAUUGUGAAAACUCUCUUAGAAAUCGAAAGAAGAAAGAAGCAUUGACUCAGAACAAUGUUCUCAAGUCUUCAGAAAAGUCUGAAGUUAAACCACAAAAUGAGAGCAAAGGAAAAGUAGAAAAUCAGCAACAAAUUGAAUCAACAACGAAGCCACAAAUUCAUGAAGAACGAAAUGAUAAAAGCUUCAGAAUAAGACUUGAAUUUGACCCAAUGUCGGUUGUCUUGUUUACAUUGGCUAUCAUCACUAGAUUUUUCAAGCUCUCUGAGCCUAGGAAUGUUGUGUUUGAUGAGCUACAUUAUGGAAAAUACGUCUCAUUAUACAUGAGAAAUGUUUUCUUUUUUGAAAAGCAUCCGCCAUUAGGAAAGCAGCUUAUUGCCUCAGCAGCUUAUUUUGCUGGUUAUAAUGGCAAUAACACGUUCAGUAAAAUAGGAAGUGAAUACUCAGAAAAUGUCCCAAUCUUUUGGCUAAGAUUCAUUCCAGCUCUCUUUGGCAGUUUACUUGUACCCGUCAGCUACAAUUUGCUUCUGCAACUAAAAAUAAACAGAUGGGUAGCUACAUUGGGUGGACUUUUGAUUGUGUUUGACAACGCCUUGCUGACACAAUCCAGAUUUAUACUCAUGGAACCAAUGUUAAUACUCUUCUCUACCUCAGCACUUCUAUUUUUAAUGAGAUUUUUAGAUAGUAAAUAUUUUAGCAUUAAUUGGUGUCUGAAUGGAUUACUUGCUGGUGUUUUCUACUCAUUUUCCAUCAGUGUAAAAUAUGUCGGAUUUUAUUCAUAUGUUUUGGGUGGAAUUCUUGUUGCCCGACACAUUUGGCUGGAGCUUCGAGAUAAAACAUUCUCGGAUCUUACGAUUGCGAUGAGGAUAAUCACCAAAGGAAUUCUUCUCGUCGUCAUUCCCACUGCCAUUUACUUAGGAAUCUUUCAUAUUCAUUUGAAUAUGUUAUACAAAGCUGGUCCACAUGACAGUGUCAUGACGAGUGCAUUUCAAGCUUCACUUGAAGGUGGAUUAGCUUCCAUAACACACGGACAACCUCUGAAAGUUGUUCACGGAUCACAAAUCACUCUUCGACACACAAAUGGAAGACCUUGUUGGCUUCAUUCUCAUGCUCAAGUUUAUCCUGUUAAGUACGAAGAUAAACGAGGCUCUUCACAUCAACAACAAGUGACAUGUUACAGUUUCAAAGAUGUCAACAAUUGGUGGAUUGUAAAACGUCCAUCAAAAGUUGACUUCUCGAUUGGUGAUGAACUUGACAUGAUUAAAGACGGUGACGAGAUACAAUUGGUUCAUGGACUGACAAGUCGUGCAUUGAACUCUCACGAUGUGGCUGCCCCAGUCUCACCGCAAUCCCAAGAAGUAUCAUGUUACAUUGACUACAAUAUUUCAAUGCCAGGACAACUUUUGUGGCGUGUAGAAAUCCUUAACAAAGAAGAAGAAGGGAUUCACUGGCAUGCUAUCAAGUCUCAAGUACGACUUGUUCAUGUUACGACACAGACAGCCCUUCGUUUCACUGGCAGGCAGUUGCCACAAUGGGGUUACAAUCAACAUGAAAUUGCUGCUGAUAAGAAUCUUAACCAUCCAGAUACAUCGGAUCAAAAAGAACGUGAACGACAAUUGUUGAAAUCUGAAAUGAUUCCAAUGGAACGAACUGAUUUGUCAUUCUGGCAAAAGUUUCGUGAACUUCAAUCAAAAAUGUUUUGGCAAAGUGAUACAGUUCAGAAUCAUAUGUAUUCAUCGGAGCCACUUGAAUGGCCUUUUCUAUCAAAAGGAAUUGCUUAUUGGUAUCAAAAGGACACAAACGCUCAAAUUCAUUUGCUUGGCAACAUUGCCCUUUGGUAUUCCACAACAUUCAGUCUCUUAUUCUACGUAGCUUUCUUGGUUUUCUACUUGCUACGACGUCGUCGUCAAUUCAUUGAUUUGAACGACCAGGAAUGGAGAAAAUUUCAAGAUGCCGGGUUCACAUUUUUGCUCGGUUAUUUGAUUAACUUCUUGCCGUACUUCUUCGUCGAACGUACACUUUUCCUUCACAAUUACUUGCCAGCUCUCAUUUACAAGAUCUAUUUGCUAUGCUUUCUCAUCGAGCACAUUCACGAUAUUCUAAGACGAAGCAAUCAGAAUCUCAUAAUUUUUACGUACAAAGUUUUAGUCUGUUCAUGGCUUAUCUACGUCUUCCAUGUGUUCCGAACCUUCCUGAUUGUUAGUUAUGGACGAACAAGGCUAACUACUGAUGAUGUGAUGAAUCUUCGAUGGCGAGAUACUUGGGAUUUUAUAUUUUCAUAAAUAAAUUAAACUAAACUUGUUGUGUAUUUAAUAAAAGCGUGAAUCAAAUAAAUAUUUAUUGAAUC
This is a messenger RNA of Clunio marinus, 2547 nucleotides long. The record is from the annotation of a GenBank genome assembly. Lineage: Eukaryota; Metazoa; Arthropoda; Insecta; Diptera; Chironomidae.